Messenger RNA from Quercus lobata, 1056 nucleotides. RefSeq lists its product as uncharacterized. The transcript has a single exon. Gene Ontology annotation, molecular function: nucleic acid binding; RNA-DNA hybrid ribonuclease activity. The record is from RefSeq and is a predicted model, not a curated record. NCBI's taxonomy places the organism in Eukaryota, Viridiplantae, Streptophyta, Magnoliopsida, Fagales, Fagaceae. Bases 1 to 1056 code for a protein of 351 amino acids.
AUGGUAUCCUCCCUUAUUGAUAAUGAUACCAAAUGGGGGAAAGUAGAAGUGGUCAGGUCCAUCUUUUUACCCUUUGAAGCUAGCACAAUUUUAAAAAUCCCUCUUAACUAUAAUCUACCCAAAGACAACCUCAUUUGGAUAGGCAAUAAACUAGGGGUCUUUACAGUCAAAAGCGCAUACCACAUUGCUUCAAGCCUUGUGGACUUAAAUGAGGAUGGGGAGUGCUCAUUGUCUGAUUUAAAAACAUUGUUGUGGAAGAGGAUUUGGGGCCAGAAAGUUCCACAAAAGCUCAAAAUUUUUGCUUGGCGAACUUGUGUAAAUGGCCUUCCUACUAUGCUCAACUUAAGUCACAGGUGUAUUCAUUGCUCAAGCUUUUGCCCUCCAUGUGACAAGGCUAUCGAAUCCACUGCCCAUGCUCUACUCCUCUAUGAUCACGCCAAGCUGACUUGGACACAAUGGCACAAUUGUCUAGUUGAUGUUACUUCCUCAUCCAGAGAACCAGUGGACAUUGCCUUAGACAUUAUUGAGAAAGGUUCCCCAAAUGAUUUGGAGGUUUUCUUUGCAGUGGCAUGGUCCAUUUGGUGGAAUCAUAACCAAGCUUUACAUGAUGACUCGGGCACUCCUUCAAGGCAGGUUUGGGAGAUGGCAAACAGAAUUCUUGGUGAGUAUAAAGAUGCUUGUUCCCUCCCUGCUUUUUCUCCAACCCCUACCCCAUUGGCUUGGCAAGCCCCUCCCUCGGGUUUCUUCAAGGUUAAUGUUGAUGGUGCUGCUUCAGACGAUGGCAGGCCUUCUAGUAUUGGUGUGGUGAUGCGUGAUAGUCGGGGCUUCCUCAUUGCAGCAUCAAACAAAAUUCUUCCAGCACCUUUCUCUGUUGAGAUCACUGAAGCAAUGGCACUGCAAGAAGGGGUGUUGCUUGCUUUAGAUAUGGGAAUCUCCCAUGUCAUUGUGGAGUCCGAUGCUCUCUCAAUUAUUCAAGCUAUCUCUGAUUGUGAUCUGGGCGGUGAACAAGGGCACAUUAUUCAGAACAUUAAAGAUAUCUCUUCCUCUUUUUCCUAG